GUGAUGGAAAGAAGGAUCUGGAACUACUCAAUGAAAUGCUUCCAUGUGGAAUAGAACCAACCGGGGUAUUUGUUUGUACUGAGACUGGUGGAGUAGAUGAAGGAUUGGAGCUCAUUAACCAACUCCCAACUCCACCCAAGGAGGACCAGGUUCCAAUGUGUAUUCUCAAGCAAGCCGGAACCCUCAAAGCAUAUCAGUUCAUCCAGGGUGAGCCUGUUGAAGCUGAUCUUGUGGUGAUGGGAGAAUCUGAGUUUAAAGAGCAGACUGUAACCAUCAGAGUGAGAGGAAAGAUGGAUUUAACCUGUGGAUUAACCAAGCCGGAAAUUGCAAUUGGAUUCAAGCAUCUUAUUGAGAAGGUUACUUGUCCCUAUGGAAGCUAUGUCCUGGAUGGAGAACAAGUAAUUUUUCUGCACAGAUUUAUAGAGAAGGGACUGGGCACAGGCUGGGCAAACCAGGCUGGUCAACUAACACAGGAAGAUGAGGAAGAUUGUGAAAUUGUUGGACCUGUCGGAGAAGAUUCGGUUGUUGAUGAUUUGUGGCAGUUCACUCAAACUCCAGAGGAGGACGACGGAUUUGGUUCUGGAUCUGUAAAAAGAAAGAAGGUUGAGAGAAAGGAUAGACUUGAGUUUAAUCUACUCUGGAACCUGACCAACCCGGCCUGUACAUCCAGGACUAUUGGUUGUGCCCCUAUUAUCCACUAUGAGAAGAAGGAAGCUAAGACUAUCUCUGUCCCAGUGUGUAUAGAUGCUUUAGGUUUAGUUCCAGCAAAUUCUAAAUCUAAAGAUCUUAUGGAUGUUCUCAAGGGGUGUGUUGCACGUCAAAUAGGAGAUAUUGCUGCAUCUGUUCUAUCAGAAUAUUCAGUUCAGAAGAGAGUUUCUACUCCUCAGGUGUUCCAUUUUAAGCCUGAUGGUUUACCACACUUCAUUACCAUCAUCUACCCAACUGCUGCUAAUAAUACAAUAUUCGAGGAUUACAGGAAAUCGAUUCAUGCCAGCUUUAUGCUCCCUAUGGAUCGGCCUGUUUUUAGGAAAGCUAAUGCCUGGCAGUGGCCUGAUCCUAGUAGUAAGGAUAAGUUGAUGAAUGUACACAGUACAAUUCUUGAGAAGCAUGGUGUACAGGGAGGACAGGUUGCAACAGUACAGGGGGUGUACACGUAUUACCAUUAUAUGCAGGAUGAGUUUGAUGAUGAUGGAUGGGGUUGUGCAUACAGAUCACUUCAGACACUCAUAUCUUGGUUCAAACAUCAGGGUUACACUGAUACCCGGAUCCCAACCCAUCGUGAGAUCCAGAAAUGUCUGGUUGACAUAGGAGACAAGGAAGCCAAGUUCAUCGGAUCUAAGCAAUGGAUCGGUAGCACUGAGGUUGGAUUUGUUCUUGAAACUUCGUGUAGUAUUCAAUCCAGAUUCAUCUCUGUAUCCUCAGGGGCAGAACUAGCUUCCAGGACACGUGACCUGAUUGCCCAUUUUGAGAGCGAGGGAUCCCCCGUGAUGAUCGGUGGUGGAGUUUACGCACACACUAUCCUAGGCGUGGCAUGGGACGAGAAAACAGACAAUUGUUCAUGGCUCAUACUGGAUCCACAUUAUACAGGAUCGGACGAUCUGAAGACUAUAUUGGCAAAGGGUUGGUGUGGAUGGAAGGGUGCAAAGUUCUGGAAUCAAACUGCUUUCUACAACAUGUGCUUACCGCAGAGACCAAAGAAUGUUAUCUGAAGCUAACAGCGAGACUCCUCAACCUGUUGAUAUAACUGAAGACACUAUUGACUAUAUAGUAUAUAGAGCAAGUUUUGGUCUCAAAAUGAAAUAUCUUCCGACAAACACACAUCCGUAAUGUGAUGUUGUUAAAAAUGUGAUGCAUUUCAUACACUUGUGCAACUUUGAAAUACUUUACUUUAUACAUGCUGCUUUUUUUACGUUGCUAAAACUAGUUCGCCCUUUAAACUUCCAGUCUGGAUCUGUGUUAAUAGAGCUGAGAACCAUUCCUGUCUUAUCAAAUUGAACUGUAUUCACUACUUUCAGGAAAUUAAAUCGAUAUUUUUUUAUUUAGAAUUGGAAUUCGGGAAAAUUUAUGUUAUAGCUGCAUUUCUUUGUUAAAAUUUUUAUAAAUCUUUAUUUAUUAAGAUAAAUAGUUUUAUGCUGUAUUAAAAUGUGAUGAAACGGUAACACUUUAUUUUGUUUAAUGUUAUAAUUUGGUGAAGGUUGUUUAUUUUGUAAGAGACAUUUAUUUUUAAAUAAAAAACCCGACAUUUU
This is a messenger RNA of Eurytemora carolleeae, 2246 nucleotides long. RefSeq names its product ufm1-specific protease 2 (gene Ufsp2). Lineage: Eukaryota; Metazoa; Arthropoda; Copepoda; Calanoida; Temoridae. The record is from RefSeq and is a predicted model, not a curated record.